UUGCCAUUGCAAAUGUUCAAUCAGAGCCAAAACAAAACAAAUCUUUGGUUUCAUGUUCCUAUGAAUAGUAGCUGCCUAAACACAUAGUCUCUUAAGUCUGUUUUGCAUUGCUAUUACAGAAUACCCGAUACUGGAUAGUAUAUACAUAAAAGAGCUUAUUUAGCUCACCAUUCUGGUGGAUGGAAAGUCCAGCAGCAUGGUACCAGUGUCUGACAAGGGUCACCCCUGUCCAAAUCACAACAUGGCAGAGAAACAGAAAGAGAACCAGCUGCACAUAGAAGGAGCAGGUAUGCGAGCAAGGAAGCAGGAGAGCAGGGAGGGGCCAAGCUUGCUGUUUUAUAAUGUCCAGCUUGCAAGACACUCCCCACUCAGCAAGAGCAGCAUGAAUCGCUUUUGAGGCUGUCAUGACCCAGUCUCCUCUCACUAGGCCUUGAAGAUUCCACCACCCUUCAGAAUCACCACAUUACAGACCAAGCUUUCUGCACAUGGACCCUUGAAGAACAGGCUCAAACCCUAGCGUGUUGAAUAUAUUUCAGGAAAGGUUUUUUUCACCACCUCUUCUGAUUUGAAUAUGCUAAAGAAAUUAAAAUCUGCAGAAAGAUUAUUUUUGCUGAUUAAAAAGCAGUCUCCAUUUACUGUUUCUUCUCCACGUAAAGGAAAAAUACUUAAUGAAAUACAAAAACUUAUAAAUGAUGAUCCAGGAAGUUGGUUGGAUACCAUUUCAAUUUGGAAAAAUCUUCUUGAACUUGAUACAAAAAAGGAAACACUUUCUCAAAGGGCUUCUAACCCACUAAAAAGAAAAAUGGGAGAAAAUGAAAUUAUUGCUAAGAAAUUAAAAGUAGAAGAAAUGCAAAAGAUUGAAACAACUCAUAAGGAAUGCCAGCUGGAAAAACAAAUAGAAGAAAAUGCACUCGAGCAAAGAGAUUCUGUCACUGGCCAAGAAACACUUCAAGAAGAAGAAUGUCAGAAUGAUGUAGGGAAAGCAGUUGAUGCUCAUAACCAGGACGACUUGACUUUCCGGGUUUCUUGUCGCUGUAGUGGAACUAUCGGAAAAGCCUUUACUGCACAGGAGAUAGGAAGAGUAAUUGGAAUUGCUCUUAUGAAGCAGUUUGGAUGGAAAACAGAUUUGAGGACUCCAAAUUUAGAGAUCUUUGUACAUCUAAAUGACAUUUACUUUGUGGUGGGGAUUCCUGUGUUCAGAAUCCCCUUAGCCAGCAGAACUUACAUCAAGACUGCUGGACUUCGAUCCACCAUUGCGUGGGCAAUGGCAUCUCUUGCAGAAAUUAAGCCUGGUGCAUUUGUUUUAGAUCCAAUGUGCGGACUUGGAACAAUACUUUUGGAAGCUGCUAAAGAAUGGCCAAGUGCGUACUAUAUGGGUGCUGAUGUCAGCGACUCACAGUUACUUGGCGCAUGUGACAAUCUGAAAGCUGCAGGCCUUAAGGAUAAAAUUGAGUUGCUUAAAGUCUCUGUUAUAGAAUUGCCACUGCCUUCAGACAGUGUCGAUAUUAUUAUUUCUGACAUUCCAUUUGGAAAAAAGUUUAAAUUAGGAAAAGACAUCAAAAGCAUUCUACAGGAAAUGGAAAGAGUGCUGCAUGUUGGUGGAACCAUUGUCUUGUUGCUUAAUGAAGAUCACCACAGGCUCCUUAAAGACUGCAGAGAGGGCAAUAGCCCUCUCAACUCCAAGGGCAGCCACACCCAUGAACCUGAAAUUAAGAAAUGCUUGAAUCCUGAAGAAAACACUGGCACAUCAGAGAUGGUUCCAUCUUCACAUGAAACCAGUAACAACGCGUGCUUAAACAAAAUGUCACCUUUUGGCUCUUUGGUGCCAGUGGAAUACUACAAAGUUAGCUUAGGAAAAACAGAAGCAUUCAUAUGCAAGUAUAAGAAGUCACACAGUUCUGGACUGUAAUGGGUUUGGGCUUGCUGCUAGCGAGCCAGGUGGAAUCCUGUUUGUCCUGAGACUUUUUUUUUUUUUUUUUUUGGCACUGGGGAUUGUACCCAGGACUGUCCCACCACUGAGCUACAUUCUCAGCGCUUGCUAUUUUUUAAAUUGUGACACAGGAGACGGGAACUUACUCAGUUACAUAGGCUGGCCUCGAACUUUGAUCCUCCUGCCUCAGCCUCCUGAGUAGCUGCAUACUAUCUUAGACCACCACACUUGCUCUGAGAUUCUUUAUAGCACCCACAAUUUCAAGUAAAUAAUCCCCUGAAGACAGGAGCUAUGGUGAAUUGGCACCCUCUCAUUAAGAAUUUCUGCUUUAUGCUCCAAAGCAUUCUACAUUCUUGACAAAGAACAGUUAUUGAAUAUUUUGGAAAAAAACUCAUGUUCUAAGGUCUGUCAAUAUGAAAAUCCUGUUCUGCCAUGCACAGUUUAUGAGCAGAGACUUCUCUUCCAAAUAAAUAUUUCUAAGGGUUCACAUGAAUCCUUCAGUCAACACAAGGUUGAGAAAUUUUAACUAUCAGGUUGUAGAAACAUAGAAACCUUUAUGUGUAACUUCUUUUGAUAUUAAACUUGAUUUUUUUUGAACCUGUAAUUUUCUUCUCCAUUGGAAUGAAAAUAAUUUUUAUUUGCAGUACAUUUUAUACAGCUCGUGAUAAAAAAUAUCAGUGAAAAUAAUAACAACAUGAAUUAAGUCAGUAGCCUCCAACGUGAUAGAAAAUGAAGUUUACUUUUUCUUUCUGAACAACAUUAAUAAAUUGCCCCCUUAUA
Molecule: messenger RNA, 2710 nt
Organism: Marmota monax (woodchuck)
Lineage: Eukaryota; Metazoa; Chordata; Mammalia; Rodentia; Sciuridae
Gene: Thumpd2
Product: THUMP domain containing 2
Exons: 10
Coding region: 572-1909 (445 amino acids)
Biological process (GO): tRNA methylation
Molecular function (GO): RNA binding; tRNA (guanine) methyltransferase activity
Source: RefSeq, a predicted model, not a curated record